Messenger RNA from Manis pentadactyla (Chinese pangolin), 4407 nucleotides. It is a transcript of the gene GARS1, whose product is annotated as glycyl-tRNA synthetase 1. The transcript is spliced from 17 exons. Gene Ontology annotation, cellular component: mitochondrion; cytoplasm. Gene Ontology annotation, molecular function: glycine-tRNA ligase activity; ATP binding. Bases 58 to 2277 code for a protein of 739 amino acids. The record is from RefSeq and is a predicted model, not a curated record. Gene Ontology annotation, biological process: mitochondrial glycyl-tRNA aminoacylation. Lineage: Eukaryota; Metazoa; Chordata; Mammalia; Pholidota; Manidae.
GGCCGCGCGCCGCGCUUCCGCCGCCGCCCCCUCGGGACCGCCCAGGGCCGCUGUCUCAUGCCGUUUCCGCGCCCCGCGCUGCUUAGAGCCGCCCGCGCUGCUCUGCUGCUGUCGCUGCCGACCCGGCUACCGGCUCGGCCCCUGCUCCCGCCCCUCCGACCCCUCAGCACACCCGCGCGCGCCCCGACCCCCUUCCCCGGCGCCGCCUCCUGGAGCAGCAUGGACCACGCGGGGGCCGAGGAGGUGCUGGCACCUCUCAGGCUAGCCGUACGCCAGCAGGGAGAACUUGUACGAAAACUGAAAGAAGAUAAAGCACCCCAAGUAGAUGUAGACAAAGCAGUAGCUGAGCUCAAAGCCCGGAAGAGGGUUCUGGAAGCAAAGGAGUUAGCACUACAGCCCAAAGAUGACAUAGUAGACAGAGCAAAAAUGGAAGAUACUCUGAAGAGGAGGUUUUUCUAUGAUCAAGCAUUUGCUAUUUAUGGAGGUGUUAGUGGUCUGUAUGAUUUUGGGCCAGUAGGAUGUGCUUUGAAGAACAAUAUUAUUCAGACUUGGAGACAGCACUUUAUCCAAGAGGAACAAAUUCUGGAGAUUGAUUGUACCAUGCUUACCCCUGAACCUGUUUUAAAGACCUCUGGCCAUGUAGACAAAUUUGCUGACUUCAUGGUGAAAGAUGUAAAAAAUGGAGAGUGUUUUCGUGCUGACCAUCUAUUAAAAGCUCAUUUACAGAAAUUAAUGUCUGAUAAGAAGUAUUCUGCUGAGAAGAAAUCAGAGAUGGAAAGUGUCUUGGCUCAGCUUGAUAACUAUGGACAACAAGAACUUGCAGAUCUUUUUGUGAACUAUAAUGUAAAAUCCCCCAUUACUGGAAAUGAUCUUUCUCCUCCAGUAUCUUUUAACUUAAUGUUCAAGACCUUCAUUGGGCCUGGAGGAAACAUGCCUGGGUACUUGAGACCAGAAACUGCACAGGGUAUUUUCCUGAAUUUCAAACGACUUUUGGAGUUCAACCAAGGAAAGUUACCCUUUGCUGCUGCCCAAAUUGGAAACUCUUUUAGAAAUGAGAUCUCCCCUCGAUCUGGACUGAUCAGAGUCAGAGAAUUCACAAUGGCAGAAAUUGAGCACUUUGUAGAUCCCAGUGAAAAAGACCAUCCCAAAUUCCAGAAUGUGGCAGAUCUCCACCUUUAUUUGUAUUCAGCAAAAGCCCAGGUCAGCGGACAGUCUGCCCAGAAAAUGCGCCUAGGAGAUGCUGUUGAACAGGGUGUGAUUAACAACUCAGUAUUAGGCUAUUUCAUUGGCCGGAUCUAUCUCUACCUCAUCAAAGUUGGAGUAUCUCCGGAUAAACUCCGCUUCCGACAACACAUGGAGAACGAGAUGGCGCAUUAUGCCUGUGACUGUUGGGAUGCUGAAUCCAAAACAUCCUAUGGCUGGAUUGAGAUUGUUGGAUGUGCUGACCGUUCCUGUUACGACCUUUCUUGUCACGCGCGAGCCACCAAAGUCCCACUUGUAGCUGAGAAACCUUUGAAAGAGCCCAAAACAGUCAAUAUUGUUCAGUUUGAACCCAAUAAGGGAGCAGUUGGUAAGGCAUAUAAGAAGGAUGCAAAGCUGGUGAUGGAGUAUCUUGCCAUUUGUGAUGAAUGUUACAUUACAGAAAUGGAGAAAAUACUGAAUGAAAAAGGGGAAUUCACUAUUGAAACUGAAGGGAAAACAUUUCAGUUAACAAAAGACAUGGUCAAUGUGAAGAGAUUCCAGAAAACAUUACAUGUGGAAGAAGUUGUUCCGAAUGUAAUUGAACCCUCCUUUGGCCUUGGCAGGAUCAUGUAUACAGUAUUUGAACAUACAUUCCAUGUACGUGAGGGAGAUGAACAGAGAACGUUCUUCAAUUUCCCUGCCGUAGUAGCUCCAUUCAAAUGUUCCGUCCUUCCACUGAGCCAAAACCAAGAGUUCAUGCCAUUUGUCAAGGAAUUAUCGGAAGCCCUGACCAGGAACAGCGUCUCUCACAAAGUAGACGAUUCCUCUGGGUCUAUUGGGAGACGCUAUGCCAGGACUGACGAGAUUGGCGUGGCUUUCGGCAUCACCAUUGACUUUGAUACGGUGAACAAGACCCCCCACACAGCAACUCUGCGGGACCGAGACUCCAUGCGGCAGAUAAGAGCAGAGGUCUCUGAACUGCCCAGUGUAGUCCGCGAUCUGGCCAAUGGCAGCAUCACGUGGGCCGAUGUGGAGGCCAGAUACCCUGUCUUUGAAGGGCAAGAGACUGGUAAAAAAGAAGCAAUUGAGGAAUGAGGACCAUUCCAGCACCUUUGAGCACUUGGCCUAAUAAAAGAGUAACUCCUGUCCUGCUCACCUCACCAACAAACAGCAUCACAGGUGCUCCGGGGACUGCGUUUCAUCCUCAGUGGCUGCCGGAUCUGUCUUCCCAAUUAAAGUUGAAGGAAUUCUGAACAACCUAUAAUCUGUUUGCUCAUGUUUCCAUGUUUACAGAAAAACUGUCCCUCCUAUCGUUGGGAAGACACAGUCAUGGCUUACUGUUAAACACAAUUCAUUUAUUUUUAAAAAUGUAAAAAAUACAGCUGUAUUGGGGUAAAACUAGAUACCAUAAAAUUCUCCUGUUUUAAGUGUACAAUCCAGAGAUGUUUAGUGUAUUUAUAAGAGUUGUGUAACCACUACCACAGUCCAACUUGAGAACAUUUCCAUCACUCCAGUAAGACAUCUCAGGCACCUGUGCAUCACUCCCCAUUCCAGCCUCAGCCCUAAGCAACCACUUACCUACUUUCUGCUGUAUAGAUUUACCUUUUCUAUUUUUUUAUCUUUUUCUGAGAAAGAGAUGCAUUGUGCUGAAGAGGCAGCCGUCUCUAAAGCAGGCGGAACAUCUGGGAAAAGCUGAGCCUGGGGAUGGGGUGGCUGAGCAGUGAUGGCAGCACGCUGGCGUGAUGUGAGGCUGCCAGCCCUAAAGUUCUGCUGACAGGUGUCUGCCCUGCAAAGCCUCCAGGAUGGGGGUGCAGUGACAGGAGCCUUCUCUUUUAAAGUAGGCGAGCUUGUACUAAUUUGAACAAUUCUUUAUUUGUAGAAUUAAGAUUGUCUUGUGCCCCAACUUCCUCUCGGACAGUAUAGGGGAGGACAGGGGUGAUCUCCAGGUUUUCCUUUGCCUUGGUUUUGGAGAGCAGUUGAAGUAGUGAACCCCUGAGGAAUUCUCUCAUUUUUUCUCAUUUCUGAUGAUGCUUCCCAUAGUAUCUUACAUAGAUAUUCAAUAAAUAGACUUUGGAUGAGUCUUGAAUUUUUGAACAAACCAUUUGGGGAGGAAAACCUUUUAGUGAAGCCUAUCCCUGUUCUGCCGGGUGCUUUUUAAAGCAUUCAUUAUUAAAUUAGAAGGAACUAGAUUUUAAAUAAAUUGAGUUUUUAUUUUCCAGGGAUUCUUUUCACCUAAGAUACAUUAUAAUAUAGCCCUUAACUUGGUAUAUGUUCUAGCUUUCUCCCACUGGGUCUUGGGAGUCUUGUCUUCAUCCUGUUUACUUCCUCCCUUUUACAGAAAGUACCUCCAUAAGAAAUCACCACCACCUCAGACAUGGUCACAAGCUCCUUAAUAGGAAAAGAUGCAUGAAAUGCCUAGUGGGCUCUACCUACUUUGGAUCGUGAAGGGAUUAGAGCCAAACAAAGGUCUCUUCACUCUUCAUUGACGAGCACAUGUGUCCUGAGUUCAGUACUGGAUGUUAAUUCUGUGAGCCCUUCUCUGCCCCUUCCCCUAGCAACAGUGCAUGGUUUCUUCUGAGAGAAUAUCCACCGUUUCGGACAUAAUGGGUUACAUGAGGGAGAAGGCAGUCUGACAGCAGAGUGCUCAGGUGCCCUUUGUGCCAAAUGUGCUUGAUCCUCAGCACAAGCAGGUAAAGAGCCAUUUUCUAAACAAGGAUGCCAGGGCUUUUCUAGUUUGAUGCUCUGUGAGGCCUUUUUUAUUACUUAUGUAUUUGUAUGUAUCAAACGGGGCUAGCUCAACAAAAGCUAGACAAAUAGCAUGACUCUCAGAGAAAUUACUCCUGUUUAUCACUCUCCCCAAAAACAGGGAUGGGGAAGAGUCAGAUUCUAACUGGUUUCUGUGGAAUGUACAUAAGAAUACAGUAGUUUCUUUAAAACUUAGGUUGUCAUUUGGGGCAUUCAGUCAAGUACAUCAGGGAGUUAUAUCCAGAGAGGUGGUCUGUGCCUGACUUCUGCAGGGCUCCAGAACCUUACUAUUGCUUAACAGCUCAUAAGAGUAAAAUACUGAAUGUAGGUGGAUGUUCCAGAAAAGAAAUUCAUUGCCCAGUCUUAUAAAUAUAGAAAUAAUCUCACUAAUUGUGUGAGAUAGUACUGAGAUGUCAGAUGGCCAAAGUUCUUUGUGACGACUUGCAGAAUUAUUUUGUUCAAUAAAUCACUUGAAAUAGA